UACACAUUGCUGUUUCUACGGUCACCGUCAUAAUGACAUCUGGAUUGAGGAGCAUGUUGCUACUGAUGCUGGCGGUAGGCGUGUCCCACACCCAAAACAACCACAACCGACCGGUCCAGAGCACCUGGGACAAACCAAUCCACUUCAGUACCAAGAGUGGUGACUCCUGCACCAUGGUGGUAUCUGGAGCUGGGGAUUACACCCGGCUCAGGGUGUCUUGUAAGGGACAGCCUUCACCCCAGCCUCGCUACUACUACUGUGACUUCCAGGGGAAGCCGAACAGGUGUCGAGCCUACAACUCCAACCCCAGACAUUACUUCACCCAGAUCAUGUGGGAAUUGAGGAAACUGAGCCAUGCUUGCCAGGGAGCCCACAUAUACAGACCUCCAAUGUGUAAGAAGGGUUCUGAUGAGGUCCAGAUGACCUUCCUGUCCUCCUGGCCCAAAACCACCACUCCUAAACCACCGAAGACUGGUCAGGACAUGCAAAAACCAGCACAGGCCCCUGCCCAGCCCAAAACUCCCAGCAUACCAUGCCAAGCCAGGCCCCUGCCAGGGAAGCCCACCACCAAGACCACACCAAGACCAACAGAUCAGGUGGAGACCAAGGCGGCACGCUUGGCACAUGAGUUCUGUUGGAGAAGCUUCCAGGAGAUCUGUACCUUCUUGAUCAGCUUCUUUCAUAACUGAGAGAAUGCCAGCCCAGCCAAUGCAGUCCAGGCCAGCCCCUCCUCCAAAUCCGCCCAGAACAGAUAGAUUGUGCUAUAUUCUUUUGACAUUCUUCUGAGCCUCCUCUGACAUUCCUCUGUCCUGUUUUGAUGCAUGGGUUCCUUGUUGUUCUAUUUGGUUUGAAAUGGUUCCAUUGAGACUGUGACUCGUUCUAGGUUUAGAAAAGUAAAACAAGGUGGUGUUCACCAUAGCAAUAUUACAACAAGAAAGCCUGUUUCGGUCAUAAACAGGAAAACCUGUAAAACCCCUUGUGACAACUGCUGAAAAAGGGCUUUAUAAAAGAAAUGUGAAAAAAUAAACGUGUCCUACGCGCUCCUGUU
Molecule: messenger RNA, 1048 nt
Organism: Esox lucius (northern pike)
Lineage: Eukaryota; Metazoa; Chordata; Actinopteri; Esociformes; Esocidae
Gene: fgfbp2b
Product: fibroblast growth factor binding protein 2b
Exons: 3
Coding region: 33-689 (218 amino acids)
Biological process (GO): cell-cell signaling
Molecular function (GO): growth factor binding
Source: RefSeq, a predicted model, not a curated record